AUGGCAGAAUCCAGUUUGGACCUACGGCCAUUAACGGCCCUGGAGAAUUUGGUUGGAGUGCAAAUCGGGAGUUUACAAAUGGGUGAGGGAGGGCAAACAGUGGAGGAGAGUGCUAGGCCCGAUGGUACGGACGCUGACCAACGCAACGCUAUGAAACUGGUGGAGGAUGACAGGGAAAUGUCCAGCGUGUCCCCCGGGGCUGUGGCUGAGGCCGAGGAGGGGGCGGGGAGUCCUGUAGGGGAAGGAGCGGCCCGAGGAUUCCCCGCCCGAGGAUGUCCCCCAGAGUGCUCCUAUCCUUUGGACCCCCCAGAAUCACUCCCUGAGGCACUCCCUUCCCCUGAGGAGCCCUCGGCGAGUGAAGCAGAGCAGAGCAAUGUUGAGAAUACUGAACAAGUGACGGGGAGUGAGGCGGAGACCAGCAGGGCGUGGACUGUGAGUAGCAAGGAACAGGAACAAGAACCUUCCCCCACAGAGAGUGAAAUGUUGGUGGUACAGGAACCUGAGGCCAUGGAGGGAGGUGGGGACUCUAGUGCCAGCAGUGGGGGAGGCGAGGGUAGUGUGUCAGGCACGGCGGGGGCGGGGCCUGAGGAACAGUUCAGCUGGGACUCUGUGCAUUGUGUGUUCUGUGAUUCAAGUGCGCUGGACCAAGAGCCCAAGCUGCUGCCGUGCCUGCACUCCGCUUGCAACAAGUGUCUCACCCAUGAGGCAGCCGAGCCAGAAAUGAACAAGGAUGAGGACAUUGUGGCCAUGGACCCGCUGAUCCACUGUCCAGUAUGCAAGAAGGGUUUCUCACAGGAGAGCAUCCUUGACAACAUGUUUGUGUGUGAGGCGCAGAGCAGCAGCGAGCGGGGUCCCAACGGCAGCGUGGAGGAGAGCUUCACAUGCACCUCUUGCACCGAUGAGGCUGUGGCCACCGGCCUCUGCACUGACUGCUCUGAGUGGCUAUGUGACCAGUGCAUACAGGCCCACAAGAGAGUGAAGGUGACCAAAGACCACAUCAUUAAGGCCAAGGGGGAGGUGGAUUCAGACUCACCUUCCAAGACGCAAGUCAAGAAAUCUCUCUUCUGCAAUGUGCACUCCAAGGAAAAGUUGAACCUCUACUGCCAAACCUGUGACCAGUUGACGUGUCGAGACUGCCAGCUUAUAGAGCACCGAGAACACAAGUACAAGUUUUCAGAGGAGAUGGCUAACCUGACGCGGGAGAGGCUGCGUCAGUUCCUCAUGGACAUCCGGAAGAAGAGAGGUUACAUUGAGAAUGCCAAGGAACUCGUGGCCGAACGCAGGCAGCAGAUCCUCAACAAGCAGGAGUCAGUGCAGGCAGACAUCAACAGGCUGGUGGAGACGUUCAUUGACAUCAUCAGGACGCGAGGGAACACGCUAUUUGAGUUGCUGCGGGAGGUGUGCAACAGCAAGCAAGAGCAGCUAGACAAGAAGAACGAGGUGCUGCUACACUUAGGCUCCCAGGCAGACCACUGCAUCACUGUGGUGGAGGCCGUGCUCACCACCUCCUCUGACAUGGCUCUGCUCUACUCAAAGAAACUGUUGAUGGAGCAAGUGUUGAAGGUGGACAAGGACUCACCUGACCGGAGUCUUUUUGACCGCUUCAAGGCAAAACUGAAUUCUGGAGACGACAUUUCCCUCAGGAUAUCCAGCGAGUCACGGGGCCUUGGCAAAGCUCUGAAGGACGUUGGCUAUCUAUUGGUAGACAACAAGAUCUACCCUCCUCCUGACGCGGGGCUGCAGAGCAAGGCCCGCUCCUCCCAGCCCUCCCCAGUGGAACAGGCAGCCUCACCUCAGCCACCACAACCCCCCCAGCCCCCGGCACUUACACCUAUGCACUCACACAUCCAGCAGCAGCAGCAGCAACAGCAACAACAGCAGCAGCAGCAGCAACAACAACAACAGCAGCAGCAACAACCUCAUCAUAUACAAGGCAGCAGUAACAUGCACCACAAGUUUCACACGUUUGGUCCGGCUCCUCCUGGCCCGGCCAACCCUCCAGGCCUGGUGAGGAUACAGCCCAAGCCCUCCACACAACCUCACCCCGGCCCCAGUCACUCCAACUUCCCUCGCAUGCCUCAGCUCACCCAGGGUCGCUCCUCGGACGUCUCCUCCUCCGUCUCCUCCACCACUCACCCCAUUGGGGAAAACAGUCACCUGCGUGGCCUGCUGGGCUCCGGAGGCACGUACAAACUCAACACCUUCAACCCACACCUGGCGGCACGGCUGCAGCAGCACCAGCAGCACCAGGGGCAGCCCAGGCACCACGACCAGCAGCCCACCAGCAGGCCGUCUCUGCCAUUCAGACAGAACAUCAACCCAGCCGCUGCAGUGGCCAUGGCCAACAUCUCCCAGAUGGCGGCCGUGUCUGCCGCCAGCUCCAACCCGCUGGGCAUGGUGAACAUCGCCGCGCAGCUCAACCCUCCCUCUGGCAUCAGCAUCACCCCCGUGCCACAGCAGAAGGCACACCAGCAGCCACACCAGCCAGCGCUGCCCCACCAGCAGCAGCAUGCGCAGCACCAGAAGCAGCAGCACCUCACGCUGCACGGCAUCCUGCGCAACACGCUGUCCCAGCCCAACAUUGGGCCCAAGCCGGACUCGAGGCAGGCGUCCCCACACAGCACGCAGCAGCAGCAGCAGCAGCAGUCCCAUGUGAAGAAGGACAGCAGCUCCCCCACGCCCUCCUGGCACAUCCCCCAGACGGCCGAGUCCUCCAAGUCAUCCCUCAAUGCCUCGCCGAUGGUCUCUAUUCCUUCAGAACACGUCGACAACUCCUUCAAGAUCAUGUUGGGCUCAUCCAAAUCUAAUGGAGGGGUGAGUUCUACUUCUCCUCCCACCACUACCACCUCCACCACAAUCUCCAACAACAGUACAACCUCCAACACUCCAAACUUGCCCCCACUCACCAGGAUUUUAGGGUUUCGGUCCAUUCUCCCCAAGCCCUCAGCAUCCUCAGAGGCGCCGGCCGACUCCAGUGUGCCAUCCCAGAGUGCGGGCCAGGACUCAUCAGAAGACAACAAACUUAAGGUCAUAGCAGCUCCCAUGGUCUCUAUCAGCCUGUCAGCACUCACCUCAGCCACCUCCUCCACCACCACCACCAGCGCCUUCACCAGUACCAGGGUCAAAGAGGAGCCAGCAACCCGUGCUGACAGCUCCUCUAGUCCCUCGAGUGGUGUCACAAGUGCCGAGGACAGAUUACACGUCACGGAGAAUGGUGACGGCAGGAGUCAGAAGAGGAGAGACGAGCAGAGCAAUGACAGUGAGGACAGCUUGCCAGGACUCACAAUAGACAUGGGCACCACAGACUCGGCCGCUGCAGUGCCCAGUGAGCCUAGGAAUGGUAAAAAUUUGGGCAUUCCACCGGGCACCUCUGUUCCGUGGAAGAAAGACCCCAAUGAUCCGAAUGAUGAUUGGUGUGCUGUGUGUUGGGAUGGCGGGGAUCUCAUCUGCUGUGACUUCUGUCCUAAGGUAUUCCAUGUGCACUGCCACAUCCCCACCCUGACACACCUUCCUACGGAGAAUGAGAAGUGGCAGUGCAUGCUGUGUACAGACAUGGACGGCCUGCAGCUCCUCGACCCCAAUGAGAAAUCAAAAAGAAAGUUGGAGCUCACUACCCGAGAUCUCAAGGUGGCCCAGAGGAUACUGCUGGAGCUCUACUGUAACUAUGAAGCAUCUCAGCCCUUUAGAGAACUGGUGGACCGGGAGCUGACAGAAUACUACGAGGUGAUCAAGCAUCCAAUGGCGCUGGAGAUUGUGAAGAGGAAGCUGGCCACAGACUCUCCUGACCCUUACCAGUGUUUGGAGGACUUCGUCAGGGACAUCAGACUCAUCUUUAAGAACUGCUAUGAAUUCAACCCAAAAGACACAGAAAUCUACCAAAAUGCCAAGAUUCUAGAGGACUUUUUUGAGCAGCUACUGGAGAAGUGGUUGACAGACUACGCGUUUGACACCAUGGAUGGCGUGCAGGACCCAGAUACUCCAGAACCAAAGAAGAAGAAGAAACCCAGCAAGGAGACAGACAGUGUAUUUCACUUUCACUGAACUCUUUGGUUGGUUGUAAGUAGGAAAAAAAACAUUUAUGCAUAUUCUCUCUCAGCAAAUUCUUGACGUACGCAGACGUAAAGUUAGUUUUUUAUAUUCCCUCGAAAAGAAGAAAAUAUUGGCCUUGUUGAAUGAGUGGUCAUUUUUUUCUGGGUUAAUAUUUGCCAAGAUCUCAGAAUGUAUAUUGUGAAGUGUGGGAGAGAAGGUGAGAGAAGAGCAGUGUGAAUAUGAAGUGUAAGAAGAUAGAAAGAGGAACAAGAGAGACAGACGAGAAGAGUGAUGCAAUAUUGAGUUGUGGAGAUGAGAGAAGAAUGGAUGGAAAAGAAGAAGGCAGAGAAGUAGGGAAAAAAGAACAGGAAGGGCA
Portunus trituberculatus (swimming crab) is the source of this 4405-nucleotide messenger RNA. It is a transcript of the gene bon, whose product is annotated as transcription intermediary factor 1-alpha-like. The record is from RefSeq and is a predicted model, not a curated record. Gene Ontology annotation, molecular function: zinc ion binding; protein binding. The transcript is spliced from 16 exons. Bases 1 to 4041 code for a protein of 1346 amino acids. NCBI's taxonomy places the organism in Eukaryota, Metazoa, Arthropoda, Malacostraca, Decapoda, Portunidae.